CCAGGAGUCUCCCUCUUUGGCCUGGCCGCCCUGCUGCUCCCCGAGCAGUUUCCCCACUACCUGGCCAUGGUGGAGUCGCUCAGCCUGGGGCCUGCGCUCAUCUACUCUGCCAAGUUCGCUCUGGCGUUCCCCUUCACCUACCACACCUGGAAUGGAGUCCGACACCUUGCAUGGGACUUGGGCAAGGGGUUGAAGAUCCCGCAAGUCAACCAGUCUGGGGUGCUGGUCCUGAUCUUGACCCUGCUCUCCUCUGCUGGCCUUGCGGCGAUGUGA
Molecule: messenger RNA, 273 nt
Organism: Tauraco erythrolophus (red-crested turaco)
Lineage: Eukaryota; Metazoa; Chordata; Aves; Musophagiformes; Musophagidae
Source: RefSeq, a predicted model, not a curated record